Molecule: messenger RNA, 3840 nt
Organism: Colletotrichum destructivum
Lineage: Eukaryota; Fungi; Ascomycota; Sordariomycetes; Glomerellales; Glomerellaceae
Exons: 6
Coding region: 606-2300 (564 amino acids)
Biological process (GO): DNA-templated transcription; regulation of DNA-templated transcription
Cellular component (GO): nucleus
Molecular function (GO): DNA binding; DNA-binding transcription factor activity, RNA polymerase II-specific; zinc ion binding
Source: RefSeq, a predicted model, not a curated record
UAAUCCUCAGCCCAGCCGGGCUCCUCUCCUCGUCCUCGCACUCCUCUCUCUGCCAUCACCAAGCCAUCGAGACCGAGCCCUGUCUCGACAGACUACCCAAGGAGGUAGGUAGGUAGGUAGGUAGGUAGGUUGGCUGUUAUUGCUGACCGUCCUUGCUUUGCUUGCCAUUUGCUGUUGUCGUCGAUUCUCCCUCUGUCCCGUCUAUCUGUCCGUCCGUCUGUCUGUCUGUCUGUCUCGUUUUGCUCUGUAAAAGCAGGCGAGUCAGGCCGCAGACCAGGGGCCGGGUGAGCCGCGACCCCGUUCGUUGCUCGUCGACACCAUUUUGCCAUAUUUCCUGCCGGGAAAAAGAUUCCCAUUUCCUGUGUUGGAACUUGACCCUUCUUCCCUUCUUUUUUCGCAUCGCGGAAUUCGGCCGAACUUCCCCUGCCGCCCGGUUCUUCUCGCGCAAGCCGCCCCGUUGGCGCCAUCUACCGCUGCCUCUCCCGUCUCCCCCCUCCAUUAUUAUAUUGUCUUGGGGUGUAUUGACAAAGAACCACCACCACCACCACCACCACCACCACCAUAACAACAACACACACCACGCAUCACGCAUCACGCAUUACAACAUGUCGAGACAGAUCCAGCGGCUCGACGUGACGCCGCCGUCCGAGGACUCGGACGCGGUCAACUCGAGCUCGCGUUACACAGGCCGCUUGUCAACGUCGUCCAGCCAUCCCUCUCCCGUCGAUGCCCCGCCCCGCGCCCAUCGCGCCUGCGAAAAAUGCACCCGCACCAAGAAGAAGUGUGACAAAGGCCUGCCCGCUUGCUCGAGGUGCACCAGACUCACCACCAACUGCUGCUACGACUUUGUCGUCAAUCCGCCUUCGCUCACCAUCGUCGAUCAAGGCGCCGUCGCCACUGCCUACAAGCAUCCCAGCGACCCGCGGCCCACCUUUGAGUGGCUCAACCAGGUCGACUUCACCGCUGGCCAGAUCAUGCAGCUCCUCGUCAGCCAUGGCGUUGACUGGAAGGCCUCCGUCAACACCUAUUUCAACACCGUCAAUACCUGGCUCGUUGUCAUCCACCCCGACGUCUGGCGGAGGCGUUGCGCCGCCGCCGACCUCGACACCAACCCCAACGACUCGGAUCUGGCCAUGCUCAUCUUGUGCAUCCACCUGUUGACCAUCUGGAACUGUGACGAGUUUUCCUCCACCGCCAUGCUGGACCACCCGCUUUAUCAGACUGCCAAGCGCAUAUGGACUUUGAGGAAAGCCUUUUCCAAGGCCAAGAUCGAGCACGUGCAGUGCGGCGUUCUGAUAUCUCUGUAUGAGAUGGGGCAUGGCGACAUCACCCGCUGUUAUCAGACGUUUGGCGAGGCCGCCUCGCUCGGCAAGGUGCUGAAUUUGAAACCCGGCAAGUACGUCAAGGAAGAAGAGGACAUGCCCGCCGACCCCGAAGACGAGCAGAAUCGAGCGCUUUGGUGGGUGCUCGUCAUCAUGGACAAGAUCUCGCACGAACAAUCGUCGACACUGUGGAACCCGCUCCAGAUGGACAUGCCCUCCGACGACGACCUGCUCCCCACGGAGCACUAUCUUUGGGACAGCGACAGGAACGGGUCUUUCAAGCUGGUCAAGCGGUACCCCGUCACCAUCCCGGCCUCUGUCCGCGUCGGCGCUUUUCAGAGGUCUUGCCAGGCAGCCAUUCUCCUCGGCUACGCCAUCAAUUGGGAGGCGGCCAACGCCGAGCUUGAGGAACCCCCCACCGUCUGGUCCUUUGUCCAGCUGGAGUCCGCCACGAGGGACCUCAUCGAAGCUUUGAUUACUCGGUCAGAAACUUGGGGCGAGAACCUCAAUACAUAUGCUCAGUGUGCAAGUAUCUUCUGUCUUCUCUUCUAUUCCUUCCUUUAUGCAGCCAAUAGGCCCGACACUCCGGCUCAAGAUCCCGAGACGGACGUGGAGAUGAGGAAGGCCGUCGCCGGCAUCAAGUUCACCAUUGGCCUCGUGAUAGAUGGUUCAAAUGGCAUCUUCAACGCCUACUCCAACCGUCACGACGUUUUGGAACACUGCGCGCCCGUCUGGCCAUAUGCGCAGUACCACACGAUGCAGCUCCUCUUCCACUACGAAGCUCUGCUGGAAGACGCAGAGUCCAUGAUGGCAGAGGUCAGACACCGUGUUGAUUGCACAACGAAGCGGUGGGCUUGUUCUCGUUGGCUGUUGGAAGAGUUCGAUAGAGUCCAGGCGGCGAGAAGGAGCGGGGCCAAGAUGUGCAAAAAGUGCACCAUUGGAAGUAGGACUUGCGGGCACUGCCCAGUUCCCGAAUGAGAGGACGAAAUAUCAGAAGACAAGGAUCACUCUUUGUCACGAUGCAGAAAAGGAUACCCCUCGACUCCAAAUUACAGCGGGACAGAGUCAUCGGCCCUGGCGUCAAGGACCCAGCCCGACUUGGACUUUCUGCGUAUCAGGACGGCGACGUGCGCUUGUAGAAGAGACGGACCGAAGAACAAUCCCAGCGCGCUGGGUCGUAACGCUGGGAGAACGUCCGCUCAACCAUGGCCAAAACUGCAAUAUGUGUUGACAGGCACAAGCAACGUCGCAUGAUAGCACCUUGUCGUCUGUUAUGCGAUCAGGCUAGGCCUGGCGGACUAGGCUUGCAACAAACCCUAUCGAUACUACGGCUGCCGCGAGACUUUGACGAGUCCCGAAAGUGUCAAGAUCACCCCUUCCACCAUAACACUGGCAAAAACUACUACAGAGCGUGGAAGUAAAGCGGGGGACAUUUUAUCUGUGCGCCAAGGAAUGGCUGACAAGUUUCACGAGACUGUAGACGCAAUGCACGGAACAUGGUGUCCAGCAGACCAACCUCAUUGGCGUCUCAGUGUCUGGUCGAUUGCGGGCAACGAAGAUAGGCAGCUUCGUCUUCGGGCCAUUACUUUGUCUACAUGGGUUCUGUUGGUCAAACGGACUCAACGACGUCCGGCGGCGAACAUGAACCAGGCCAAUGCAGUACCCUGUCGGCCGUCUCGUCCAGAAUCCUGCUGUCUUACGGAAUGUGCAAAGCCAUGGAUUGGAAAGUAUACGUCAGCACUGUGACCAUGCAGUCAGUCGCUCGUGACUGGGCUUUGGCUUUGGCUGCAUGCAGGACUGCGCGUCGCAACCAAUCUCACGAUCGCAGCCGAGGGUUGGACUCGACAGGUUCCGAGCUUCAACCGCUGGCCCUCGGGCAGUGCUUUGCAUGGGUUUAUCUCGAGCGUCAUAUCCGCUCGGACAAGGGACAAUGGAACCAGACGCCCUCUGCGUCAAACGGCUUAGAACCAUAUCCAUCUGAUGAAACAGGGUCGGUUGCCCGUCCCUCCUCCUUUUGUGAGACGAAAAGAAAGAAAGAAAUAAAAUAAAGCAACCCCCGCAUUUCAUUGCGCACGCACUCCCUCUACGCAAUUGAGACGACUCUGCUCCUGGGUUGAGUUGGGCGAUGAUUUGACAGUGGCUGGGCCUGCCCCGAGAUUCCGAAAAGCUGCCCAGCGGCUUCCAUCCAGAUCGAGUCUCAAAAAGGGUGCGUGCAGCACCGUCCAGCAUCCCCGUGUCGUCGUUCCUGUACGGCGGCGUCAGCGUCAGCCGAGUGUAACCUGUGGGGUGGCACUCUUCCUCGCUUGUUGUGAGGUAGCACAGGUAGCUGGUCUCGGGGGGGGGCCUGAAUGAGCGAAAUCUCGUUCGCGGUACUCGGCUGUCUCUUGCUCAUGCGUGCCUAUGCCUGUAAUGGUAGCCGGAAACAUCCUUACAGAUGGACGGUUGAUAAUGGCAACGCUUGAGACAGGAUGAGGGGGUUAGCCAUUGUGUCACCGCUGUGAGACAUGAACAUUGCGGU